Molecule: messenger RNA, 1535 nt
Organism: Andrographis paniculata
Lineage: Eukaryota; Viridiplantae; Streptophyta; Magnoliopsida; Lamiales; Acanthaceae
Product: pre-mRNA splicing factor SR-like 1
Exons: 6
Coding region: 166-1386 (406 amino acids)
Cellular component (GO): precatalytic spliceosome
Source: RefSeq, a predicted model, not a curated record
AAUGGGUGAACGCGGAGGGCUAUGGGUUCUUAUUUUAUUGACCAACCUCACAGAGUUUCUGCAUUUCUUCCUUCCUAGGGUUCGCAAUAAAGCUCGCUGUCGAGACUCCACGGAUUCGCUCCACAAUUCCAUCAAUUCGUGGUUUCAGGCUGUGGAUGAUCGACAAUGGCAGAGAUAAAGGCAUCUGGGAGACCGAUUGAUCAGUUAUUAGAGAAGGUCCUUUGCAUGAAUAUACUUUCUUCUGAUUACUUUCGAGAUCUUUUGAGAUUGAAAACUUACCAUGAAGUGAUUGAUGAGAUUUAUGUUACUGUCACUCAUGUUGAGCCAUGGAUGACCGGAAACUGCCGCGGCCCAUCGACUGCAUUCUGCCUCCUCUACAAGUUCUUCAUUAUGAAACUCACUGUCAAGCAGAUGCAUGGCCUGUUGAAGCACCCCGAUUCUCCUUACAUAAGAGCUAUUGGGUUUCUUUAUUUAAGGUAUGUUGUGGAUCCAAAGACACUAUGGAGUUGGUAUGAACCAUACUUGAAAGAUGAUGAGGAGUUCUCUCCCGGUUCCAGCGGCCGGAUGACUACAAUGGGUGUGUACAUACGCGACUUGCUUCUCGGACAGUAUUACUUCGACACACUUCUGCCCCGAAUCCCCGUCCCCGUCCUGCGACACAUCGUAUCCAACCUCGAAAACAUGAAAUUGCCGACGAAACCCUGUGGAGUUAUCGGAGAGAACAGCCGUGCAUCUGACGACACCGCAAGGAGGCCGCCUUCCGUCAAAGCUUCCCUUUCCGUCUCGUUCGGACAACGCGCUCCUCAUCGUGCAUCAACUCGAGAUUCGUCCCCAGUCCGUCGCACCUCCACGCCGAUUUACGAUAGAGAUGAUACUUCGAGAAGGUCCCCCGGUCGCCGCCGCAGCCAGAGCCGUGAUUUAUCCGAUCGAGAAUAUUCGGACCGGGACCGAGGCAGGGAGAGAGACUGGGAUCGCGAGGACAGGUAUCAUCGAGACAAAGACCCGGAUCGGAAUCGGGAUCGAGACCAUCGAUUCGACUACGACAGAAAAUCCCGAGAUAGAGACAGCUACCGGAGCAGGAGUCGGAGCCAGAGUCGAAGCUUUCACGAUCGAACUGGGCACGAUAGAAUUUGUUCGAGCCCUACUCGUGAAAAGACGUCUACGCCGAGCAAUCUUGCGAAGCUCAAGGAUCUUUACGGAGACUUGAGCGAUGAUCGGAGGGAGGAUUCCGGAAACGGCGAAGAUUUUAGCCGGCGGAGCGGCACCGAAGAAGUGAUCUGGCUCGGCGGCUCUUCGUGGAGCUGUGGCGGCGGCGAUAUCGCCGGCGACUUGUCGGAAAUUUGGGCUCUAUCCUCGCGACAUGGUGUGUACCUUAAUGACCUUUAGCUUCAGUGUAUACAUAGUUUACAAAGGCUUGCAGGUUUAUGUUAUUUUCACUUACAUAACUAAUAGUAAUAUGGAUAAUAUGAUUGAUUGUAAUAAGAUGUUUUAAAUAAAAAUUUGAUUUUGAAUAUACAAUAUCUUAGAAAAGUAAA